Messenger RNA from Homo sapiens (human), 5260 nucleotides. RefSeq names its product Zic family zinc finger 1 (gene ZIC1). Lineage: Eukaryota; Metazoa; Chordata; Mammalia; Primates; Hominidae. The record is from RefSeq and is marked reviewed. Gene Ontology annotation, biological process: brain development; spinal cord development; positive regulation of protein import into nucleus. Gene Ontology annotation, cellular component: cytoplasm; nucleus. Gene Ontology annotation, molecular function: DNA-binding transcription factor activity; RNA polymerase II transcription regulatory region sequence-specific DNA binding; DNA-binding transcription activator activity, RNA polymerase II-specific. The transcript has 3 exons. Bases 749 to 2092 code for a protein of 447 amino acids.
AAUUCAUUUAUCUGCAGGAAUGAUUGCUGCUAUCAGUCUCGCGCUCACCGCCCGGCUGAGGAGGUGAAAGUUUCUCCCCAGGAAGAUAAACCGCAAAAGACAAUAUUGUGCAUGAUUUGCGCCUUUUCUUUGGCUUUUUCUUUCUUUCUUCACCCCCCCACCCACUUUUUUUUUUUUUUUUUUCAAAAAGCAGAGAGGGAAAAACGGAGAGUGAAGGAGCGAGGAGGCGAGCGUGAGAGAAAGGAGAGAGAGAGAAAAGAAAGGGCGAGGGGCUAGUGGAGAAGUAAGGAGGGGCGCGCUGCGCGAGGCGGAGAGAGGGCGAAGCAGUCGCGGCACUGGCGCUCACAUUCCUCUAUGCUACAAAUCCAGGAGGAAGUUUUUUUUUAGGGGGCUGAGAUGCUCCAUGCCUUUCCCCGGGCAGCCUUGACGCGCGGCCCUCUCGGCAGAGACUGAGCGGCGAGAAAGUGCGAGCCGGGCCGGCAGAAUCUGCCUGGCGGGCGCUGGAGCCUGCGUUACUCGCGGCCCGCAGCCGUCCGGCUACUUUGCGUUUGGCCCGGCCAGCGCCCGGGCGCGCCGCGCCAUUGCCUGCAGGCUAGGACUUCGCGAGGUGGGUCGACUCCCCCUCCCUCCUCCUCUUCUUCCUCCUCUUCCUCCUCCUCUUGUUCCUCCUCCUCCUCCCGAUUUUCCCUCCUCGGCUGGCGAGGGUGGGGGGGGCGGGGGAGGCCGGGGCUCGCCCCGAGCAGCCACGAUGCUCCUGGACGCCGGCCCCCAGUACCCAGCGAUCGGCGUGACCACCUUUGGCGCGUCCCGCCACCACUCCGCGGGCGACGUGGCCGAACGAGACGUGGGCCUGGGCAUCAACCCGUUCGCCGACGGCAUGGGCGCCUUCAAGCUCAACCCCAGUUCGCACGAGCUGGCUUCGGCCGGCCAGACGGCCUUCACGUCGCAGGCGCCAGGCUACGCGGCUGCUGCGGCCCUGGGCCAUCACCAUCACCCGGGCCACGUCGGCUCCUAUUCCAGCGCAGCCUUCAACUCCACGCGGGACUUUCUGUUCCGCAACCGGGGUUUUGGCGACGCGGCGGCGGCAGCCAGCGCACAGCACAGCCUCUUUGCUGCAUCGGCCGGGGGCUUCGGGGGCCCACACGGCCACACGGACGCCGCGGGCCACCUCCUCUUCCCCGGGCUUCACGAGCAGGCUGCCGGCCACGCGUCGCCUAACGUGGUCAACGGGCAGAUGAGGCUCGGCUUCUCGGGGGACAUGUACCCGCGACCGGAGCAGUACGGCCAGGUGACCAGCCCGCGUUCGGAGCACUAUGCUGCGCCGCAGCUGCACGGCUACGGGCCCAUGAACGUGAACAUGGCCGCGCAUCACGGCGCCGGCGCCUUCUUCCGCUACAUGCGCCAACCCAUCAAGCAAGAGCUCAUCUGCAAGUGGAUCGAGCCCGAGCAGCUGGCCAACCCCAAAAAGUCGUGCAACAAAACUUUCAGCACCAUGCACGAGCUAGUUACGCACGUCACCGUGGAGCACGUAGGUGGCCCGGAGCAGAGUAAUCACAUCUGCUUCUGGGAGGAGUGUCCGCGCGAGGGCAAGCCCUUCAAAGCCAAAUACAAACUGGUUAACCACAUCCGCGUGCACACGGGCGAGAAGCCCUUUCCCUGCCCCUUCCCUGGCUGUGGCAAGGUCUUCGCGCGCUCCGAGAAUUUAAAGAUCCACAAAAGGACGCACACAGGGGAGAAGCCCUUCAAGUGCGAGUUUGAGGGCUGUGACCGGCGCUUCGCUAACAGCAGCGACCGCAAGAAGCACAUGCACGUGCACACGAGCGACAAGCCCUAUCUUUGCAAGAUGUGCGACAAGUCCUACACGCAUCCCAGUUCGCUGCGCAAACACAUGAAGGUCCACGAAUCCUCCUCGCAGGGCUCGCAGCCUUCGCCGGCCGCCAGCUCUGGCUACGAAUCCUCCACGCCUCCCACCAUCGUGUCUCCCUCCACAGACAACCCGACCACAAGCUCCUUAUCGCCCUCCUCCUCCGCAGUCCACCACACAGCCGGCCACAGUGCGCUCUCUUCCAAUUUUAACGAAUGGUACGUUUAAAAUCAGAAACAAAACAUCGAACAAAACCCUAUUUAAGAGACUGAUCACACACGUAUACACAACAUUACUGAAAGAACCCUGCGAAUCAAAACAACCCCCACACAGACCCCGCAAUCCUUUUUUAAAAAAUCUGCCAAUAGACCCAGGACGAGUAAGAGAGGAAGCAUCAACCUUUUAAAAAUUUCCUUUCGCUUUCAUUAUUUUUCUUUUUUUGGCAAAGGCUUGGUACCCAAGGUGCGGUAGGGGGUCGAGGGGGAGGAGGCCACCUGACCAAAUGCCGCCAACCCCGAGGGCCAGUUUCUUGUCGAAUUGGUACGGGCUCUCUGGGGCUUCGGCUUCUUUUUUUCUUUGUUUUCUUGUAAAUACAGAAUUAUUAGCUUAAAACUGUACUGUUGAAUUCUGUAAAUAGUUAUAUCUCGGUUGGAGCGGGUGGGUGGGAUUGUGGCGUUGUGGUCUUUGCAUUGGGGGAGGGGGGAGGGACCGGAUGGGCGGGGGGAGGGGGAGGGGGAGGGGUGGGCGGCCGAAAGCCAACUGUUUGUACUGAAUGGCAAGAAUGUUCUAGUAAAUGUGUACCAAAAUGUGAAUUACUUUGUACGAUUACAGUCUCCACGUCGACCUAACCCAAUAUUAUUGGUAUUAAUGUGCUUUUUUUGUAUAAAGUGCAAACAUUUCGUCCCAAAGUCUAAGUACUUUAGUGCAGUAAAAUGUUGUUUCAUGUCCUGUCAAGAAUUCGUAUAGUACGAGCCUGGAUCUGCGUGUCAAACUGUUCCAUUUGUUUAUGUAAAGUGAUAUUAAAAAAGAUAUAAACUAUAACUGUCCGUUACUUUUGGCAAAAGAUACAACCACAUAAUGUAUAUAAUUCCUAGUUUCCAUAUUUAUCCGCAUGUAAAGGGCCGGUUUAUCCAUGUUACAGCUCUUCAAUAUUUAUGGCUAGAAGAACUCGUAUGUACACUUUAGUUUCCAGAACUGUUUGGUAACCUUUCGUACCUUAUUAAAGAUUCUUAAAUCUCCGUGAUUGUGGUAGGAAUUUCUUCUUCACCCACCAGCAACCUGCUGCCUCUUCUGCCAGUCUUAAAGGGUCUCCAGAAAAGCUCUCCAGUCUCCCUUGCCUUCCCUUUCUGUCACUGCAGGUCGUAUAAACGUGAUAAAUGAAUGCUACCCUGCUGGCUCUCCGAGAGAGUGUAAUUAGUAUUUAUAUCAAAAUUUAUGAAACAAAUUUUCGGCCGCAGUAUAAUUUAAAUGACCUUUGCAGAUGUAGAAUAACAACCAUAAAAAUAACAGGAAUAGAUUGCACAGGCGACAUCAAUAUUAAUGUAGACGAAUUGUCAGAAGCUCAGGGGCUCGCUCUGCAACAUUGCAAAUGAACUUGCAGCCGAGGGUUCCGCUGCCCCCUAGAUUAAAUUCCCCGGGCUGAAACUGAGUUGCAGAUUUACAAUAUCAUAUUUUAAAUUGCUGUCUUCAAUUAAACCAUUUAUGACCAUAACUAAUUUUCAGGAUGUCGAUGCAUGCUUUUCCAGGCCUUCCUUCUUUGUACAAAAGUAAAUGUCCAUAAAGCGUUUCACUUAUAUUCUUCAAACAUGAUGCUAAUUUAAAUUAAUUACUUCCUAUGAUAUGUUAUUAUUCCUAUGAUUUUGCCACUGUUAUUAGUUCUCUCAAAAAUACAUCUAGGGAAGAGGAUUAUUUUAAGUAAUUUGAUUAUCUUUCUAUCUCUUUUAUUUAUUUCUCAUUUACUUAAGAAAUUCGUUCCAUUGGUUGGCAUUGAUACAGUAAAUUUGUAAAUGAGGAGACAAUAUAAAAAAUCUAAAUUACUUGUGCUUAAUGACUGUAGCAGAAUGCCUUUUCUCUAAAUCAGAUUGUCUUUCUUGCAGUUUAGUUUGAUAGAUUUGCAAGCUAUGCUGCUUCCAUGAAGUUAGCUGCGCUGGUAGGAACGCAGGCUUCUUUGUCUCUGGUUGUAGCUUGCAUGAUCGCCCCAUUAGGCAGACAACGUAGCCGGAGAUCACAAAUCAGGCCCUUGGCUGUAGUUGCUAGUGUGUGGAGGUGCAGAGCAGGUGGCAGAAACUGACCUCACUGGGCAAGGGUGGCCAUGGACCUGAUUCUUUAAUGCACUCUAUGUGUUCAGGAAGCCACAGGCCAUAUUUGACUCUGAGAAAGAAAACAAGAGGAAAAACCCCACAAAGUAUAACAACCCCUUAAGAUACAUCUAUUUUAAAGUGAAAUUAAUUUUUCAGUUUAUACCAUUGGCCAAUUACAAGAUAAAAAUGUUCAAUUUCUUUAAGAAUCCUUUGUUGACUUGUCUUUUCAUCUCUUGCUAUUUAUAUUUGUCACUGUUUCAACAAAGUCUUAUUUGCUGAGGAAGGACUUUGCUGCACUUACUGUACCACAUCAAACACUGGGGAGGGUGGUGUUUAACUUUUUAAAAAAUGUUAUUCUGAUUAUAACAAUAAUAUUGGCUUUUUUCAUGAAAAGAGCGCCACCUUGCAAGGUUUAGUGAGAUUUAUGGAAGUUGAAUACCUAAGCAGGAAUUGCUGCUAGCUCCAAAAAUUUGCGAAGCAAAAGCUAGCCCCAAUUGGUUUGGAAGUUUGAAACUGAUUAACAGAUUUGCAUUUGAAGUGACUCCAGACAUUAGGUCCAGACAUUAGUUAAAAAUAGAAAGAGGAAUAAAGACAUCUCUUCUCUCUAGAAAAGAUAACACCACAAUUAAUAAUCCUUCCCACUUUCAUUGAGAUCAGCUUGUCUGAUAACCUGAUAUGAGUGUGAUAAUGAUAAACAUGAUAAUAGUGGUACUUUUGUAAUUUUGCUGGUGCAUUUAAGAAGAUAGUAAAUGAUGAGUUCAUCUUUUCUUCGAACAUUCCUAUUCCUAGAUGUAGUUUACCUCAAAUUGGGAAUUAUAACUGUCUAAUUUUUGUUGUGUACCUGAUGCCCCUUUUGCUUUAAUACCACAGUGUAACAAUUAAAUAUCACACUAUGACAUAUGAUUUAAGUAGGAUAUUUUAAAGAUAAAUUUUAGGGGUAAAUGUUUACUUCAAAAUGACUCCAUAUUUCAAAUAUCUGUUUAGACUGUGAAGGCCAAAUAAUUUUUAAGAAAACAUUUGAAGAGUAGUGUGUUUGCAUUUGUGAAUAAUCUUACUCACAGCAAGUAAACGUAAUAAAAGCCAACAUUUAAGCCAA